This is a messenger RNA of Onychostoma macrolepis, 7043 nucleotides long. It is a transcript of the gene kif1ca, whose product is annotated as kinesin family member 1C. Gene Ontology annotation, molecular function: ATP binding; microtubule binding; microtubule motor activity. Gene Ontology annotation, biological process: microtubule-based movement. The transcript has 24 exons. The record is from RefSeq and is a predicted model, not a curated record. Lineage: Eukaryota; Metazoa; Chordata; Actinopteri; Cypriniformes; Cyprinidae. The coding region runs from base 566 to 4102 and encodes 1178 amino acids.
AUGCUCUGGUCUUUGGGAAGAGUGACGACAGAGCUCAAAACUUUCACACACCGGCGACUGUUGAAUUCGCCCGUCUUCUUUCGGUGUUCUGAGGAGUGUUAAAUAUCUUUGUUAUCAUUCUCAAUAGUGUUAGUUUUGUUUGACGAGAACGCCUCUCCUGAUUUUAAAGCUUUUUCUGUUUGAAGUGCGGAGAUUUGGGAUAGCCACAAGUUAAAUGGACGCAUGCGGAUCACGUUCAUGUAUGUGAUUGUGGGACAAACAACCUUUCAGCGCAAGGAAGAAAGACGAAGAAUUCACUUUCUGCUCGUUUUUGACGCCUUUGUUGUGUUUGGGUUUUGUGCGUGCGAAUUCCAGUGAACGGAAAAACUUCCACCCAACUUUUCCUGCUGUUGGUCGUCGUGUGAUCCAGCAGGUGGGGAAACACGAGCCGCUGUUUCAUCAGGGAAGAGAACACAGGAACCGGAUUUAAAAUAAACCCGUUUCCACUGGAUUUAAUUUUACGAUUUGGUGGCUGGAAUAACCAACUAUCCAGAGCUAGUGCUGAGUAGGUUGACCAGUUGUCAUCAUGUCGUCUUCCUCGGUGAAGGUGGCGGUGCGUGUGCGGCCUUUCAACAGCCGAGAGAUAAACCGAGGAGCCAAGUGUGUGAUCCAGAUGCAGGACAAGAGCACGUGUAUUAUUAAUCCCAAACAACCCAAGGAAGCACCCAAGAACUUUACUUUUGACUAUUCAUACUGGUCACACAGCUCAGAAGAAGACCCAUCCUUUGCAUCUCAGAGGAAGGUGUAUCAGGACAUUGGCGAGGAGAUGCUGCUUCAUGCUUUUGAGGGAUAUAAUGUGUGUAUUUUUGCUUAUGGGCAGACUGGAGGAGGGAAGUCAUACACAAUGAUGGGAAAACAGGAUCCUGGGCAGCAAGGCAUAAUUCCACAGAUGUGUGAGGAUUUGUUCAGACAGACUGCAGAUAACACCGACCCUGACCUGUCCUUCUCUGUAGAGGUUUCAUAUAUGGAGAUUUACUGUGAGCGAGUUCGAGACUUGUUGAACCCAAAAAGCAGAGGGGCCUUGAGGGUCAGAGAGCACCCUAUAAUGGGCCCUUAUGUAGAAGACCUCUCCAAAAUGGCAGUUACCAACUACAGUGAUAUUGCAGAUCUCAUGGACACUGGCAACAAAGCCAGGACGGUUGCUGCUACUAAUAUGAACGAGACCAGCAGUCGCUCACAUGCUGUCUUCACCAUCCUCUUCACACAGCGUCGACAUGAUAACAUGACCAGCCUGGACACUGAGAAGGUGAGCAAGAUCAGCCUGGUUGAUCUGGCAGGAAGUGAGCGAGCAGACUCAUCUGGAGCCAAAGGCAUGAGGUUGAAGGAGGGAGCCAAUAUUAACAAGUCUCUGACAACACUGGGUAAAGUCAUCUCAGCACUGGCAGACAUGCAUGGCUCAAAGAAGAGACGCUCUGAUUUCAUUCCCUACAGGGAUUCUGUGCUCACAUGGCUAUUGAGAGAAAAUCUAGGUGGAAACUCUCGCACGGCCAUGAUUGCUGCUCUGAGCCCAGCAGAUAUUAAUUAUGAAGAAACACUCAGUACUCUCAGGUAUGCAGACCGAGCUAAGCAGAUAAAGUGUAAUGCUGUCAUUAAUGAGGAUCCAAACGCACGUCUCGUCAGGGAGCUGAAAGAAGAGGUCAACAGACUCAAAGAGCUCCUCCUCUCUCAGGGACUCAGCAACCUCAUCACUGCCUCAGGGUCUGAAACAGGACGCCUGGCAUUGGGAGGAGCAUCAGGUGAACUCCAGCAGCCCUCUCUCUCAUAUGUACAGUCUACCUCUGAGGCACCAAUGGAGGGUGAGACGCCCACUAGUCCCACUGCACACAUCAGCAAAGAGGAGGCCGCGGAGAGACUCGAGGAAACAGAGAAGAUAAUUGCAGAGUUGAAUGAAACAUGGGAGGAGAAGCUCAGGAAAACCGAGUCAAUACGACAAGAGAGGGAGGCGCUGCUGGCUGAGAUGGGUGUGUCUGUAAAAGAAGAUGGAGGAACAGUGGGUGUCUUCUCUCCCAAAGGAACGCCCCACCUGGUGAAUCUGAACGAGGAUCCUCUGAUGUCAGAGUGUCUGAUAUAUUAUAUUAAAGAUGGAGUCACCAGGGUUGGUCAGGAAGAUGUGGAUAUUCGUCUUAGUGGUCAGUUUAUAAAGGAGCUGCAUUGCGUCUUUUGUAGUGAAGUCAAUGAAAAUAAUGAAGUGGUGGUGACAUUGGAGCCAUUAGUUGGUGCAGAAACGUACGUCAAUGGAAAACGAAUCACUGAUGGCGUUGUGCUCAAACAAGGUAACCGUAUAGUGAUGGGGAAGAACCAUGUGUUCAGGUUUAACCACCCUGAGCAGGCCCGCUUAGAGAGAGAGCGCAGUGCCACACAGGAGCAGCAGGGGGAGCCGGUGGACUGGAGCUACGCACAGGAAGAACUGCUGGAGAAACAAGGCAUUGACAUAAAGCAGGAGAUGGAGAAGAGACUGCAGGAUCUGGAGAAUCAGUACCGCAAAGAGAAGGAGGAGGCCGACCAGAUACUGGAACAGCAGAGACUGUAUGCAGACUCAGACAGCGGUGAUGACUCAGAUAAGCGGUCCUGUGAGGAGAGCUGGAGACUCAUCUCUUCUCUCAGAGAGAAAUUGCCAGCCAACAAGAUGCAGUCUAUCGUGAAAAAGUGUGGUUUGCCCAGCAGUGGGAAGAGGAGGGAGCCACUGCGUGUGUAUCAGAUCCCCCAGCGCCGCCGCAUACCUGGUACCCAGGAGUCCAAACACAGACUCAGCUUGGAAGAGCUUCGCACACAGGCUGUUAAAGAGAUCUGCUAUGAGGUGGCGCUUGGAGACUUUAGACACACGCGGCAAGAGAUUGAGGCCUUGGCUAUUGUCAGGAUGAAGGAGCUUUGUCGCACAUACGGCCAAAAAGACCCUCAGGAGAGAGAAAGCUGGAAAAGUGUGGCGAAGGAUGUAUGUGAGACUGUGGGCAUCGGAGAAGAGGAAGGAGACCGGGAGGAAAGAACAACAGCACCUGGAGGAGGAGGGAGUGAGGGAGGAAAGACAGAUAUGGGAGACCUCAAAGCUCAUAUUGACAAGCUGACUGAUAUACUGCAGGAAGUCAAGUUGCAGAAUAAUAUGAAGGAUGAGGAGAUCCGAUCACUAAGGGAUCGCAUGGUGAAGAUGGAGAAGAUAUUCCCAGUCGAAGUUCAGGGAGACAGUGAUAACAUUGGGUUGGAUGGAGCCAGUGGCGACGACCCACCAGUGCAAGUCAACAGACGCGAUGAGGAUUCUGGGUACCGGCGGGGUCGCCAUCGCUGGCAGUACCCGGACAAAUACCAUGACCCUAAACGUCGCAAAGGACCCAGCAAUCAGCCAAACAAUGCCCUCUACUCGGUGGCUCCCUCAGGACACUCUCAGAACAACCCAUUCAGUGCAGCAUCGUCUCGAUUCUCAAAUCCAUCUUUCAAUUCUCAAACCCCUCGCAACCCCAAUGGUCCUUUCUUGCCAGGCACUGGGCGCUUCUUGCCGCCUCAAGAGAGGAAGCUACAGUUCCCCUUCAAGAAUAAUCCCCAACACCGAGGCUUCUUCUGGGGCCCGUCUACAGGGGGAGAAGGUGGAAAGGACACAUCUGCUCACUCCAAUACUGAUAUGGUUCAUACUUUCCAAUCAUCUCCCUCACCAAACAAGGACCAGUGGCCAAACAAUCAUCACCAACAGCGGCGGAAUCACGGUAACAGAGGCUACGGCAACUGGGGAAACAGGCAACGAUCCAGAAACAGGGGACGGAAUCCAUUCGAUGGAUAUUUAAACAACGAACAGGCCGGAAAUGUUGAGCAUAAAGAUGGCGGAUCGGUCCAAGGGCAGCACAAGCAGGGUAGAGCACGUUAUACCUGGUACAAUCCCAAUUUUACUUCAGACCAGUCUGUUGGAGACGGAUUCCAACACAAUUACAACCAAAGCAGACAAGGUGUCUACAAACACCCCAACUCGCACUACCAUCACCUGCAAAAACAGGACAACCCUCCAGAGAUGAUCCAACAUGGGUCUGAAGGCAAUCCACCAUCCAUCCCAGAUUGCAAUAGCACCCCCAUGGAGACCUGAUUUCUUCUGUGGAGAGCAUGGUCAUUUACAUGGGAGCAAUAACGCUUAGAUUUUCUUGUGCGCAGUUCUUGGAUGGGACUCCUAGAAACCUUGGACCCUCAGAUAUAUACAAUGUUUUGGUUUGUUGUGGAAGGGUUUUGAGUGCUGGGAGCGUCCAGCAACUGGGAACGUUUUUUAAGAGAAACUCUUUAGUGCAAUAACACCAUUCUGUUCGAAAUAAGACAGAACAUUUUAUGCACCUGAAUUUUUAUGUACAUAUUGCAGUUUCAUACCUGCACCUACAGUGCUUUAUGGGUGAUGUUUUUAUGUGUGCACAUAUCUGUUAUUCAGAUGUAUAUAUAUCUAUAAGUAGGUUAUAAAUUGAAAAAGUAUGUAUUUGCAAGAGAAUUGAGCUCCUUUUAACGCACAGUGCACUGAAACGUCGACGUUAUGGCCUGAGAAGUGUAUGGCCUAUGAAACUAUUUAGCGAUUUUUGUUGGAUUUCUGAUGAUUUUACAUUGUGCCUGCUGAAAAGCCAAAGAAUUUCGAUUUAGUAGCCCUCAGGCUUAUAACUGCUUUGGAUGCUAUUUGUAUCGUUGAAUUUUUUUUUUUUUUUUAUCUUGCCACUCACUUCUUUUAUUCCUGCAUCCUGAGGGGCAUGUGUUUCAUAAACCGUGUUGUUUAGGCUUAAAAAAAGAAAUGGGAUACAUUUAAAGUUCACGCAAAAAUGAAAAUUACCCCAUGAUUUACUCAAGCCAUCCUAGGUGUAUAUGACUUUUUUCUUUCAGACGAAUACAUUCAUUGUUAUAUAAAAAAAUUGUCCUGGCUCUUCCAAGCUAGAGGUCUGCUUUCCCACGGCUCUCUGCGGGAACUGACCAGGUUUCUUGCGGCGCAGGAUUAAAUUUCUGAGUAAAACGUGGUAGUGGUCGUAACUCUGGUGUAAUUUGAAGGGGAGCGGGCAGUCUAACAAUAUCAUACUGUUAACAGCAAAACGUUAAACGAAUUUUGUAUUUUGACAAGACAAAUAAAAAUAAGUAUGCUAGGCUACAAUUUUUGUACAACCUACAUUUUAUUUUUAUUUUCCUCUGCGACACUUUUUCCUAUUGUGUUGACAGCAAAAUGUUAAACAAAUUGUAUCUUGAUAAGACGAAUAAAAAUAAGAAAUAAAAUUUUUGCGCAACCUACAUUUUAUUUUCUCUGCAACACUUUUUCCUACUGUGUUGACAGCAAAAUGUUAAAUGAAAUUUGUCUCAAGUCGAAAUAAAUAACAAAUACAAUUUUAUGCAGAUUACACUUUUAUUUGUUAGCCUAUCUCUGUCUUUAAGUAGCGGAAAUUUAAAUGUGAGAUUGAGAUCUAAACAGCGAGAAUGGUCAGGUUGAGAAGAAAAUUAUUCUAAGAGGACAGCAGGUAAACAAAGACUGGAUAUAUAGUGGGAGCGGGAGGGUGUGGAAUAUAACCUCGUGGGAGCAGGCAAGAGCAGGACUAAAAUAAACUGUCCCGCACAGACCUCUAUUCCAAGCUUUAUGAUGCUAGUGAGUAGUCGUCAAGUUUUUGAAGCUAAAUAAAGUGCAUAUCCAUCAUAAUGGUGCUCCAGACGGCUCUGGGGGGUUAAUAAAGGCCUUCUAACGUGAAUCGAUGUAUUUGUGUAAGAAAAAUGUCCUUAUUUAAAACUGUAUGAACUGUAAUCUCUAGCUUCUGCUAACUGUCAUAUGCACGUUCACGAGAGUGGUGUUCCAGCGGAUGACACAAUGUAAACUCCGGUGAGAAUAUGCUAGUCUCGUGAGAACCAAGUUUUGUUUACAGCAAAGGAAAACCAGUCUCUUCUUGGCUUAUAUCGAAAUCCUCCAAUGUUUUCAUUACAUCUGUCAUCUGCACGUACGACAGUUAGGGAAACUAGAGAUUGUGGUAUAUAAAAUUUUAAAUAUGGAUAUUCGCGUCAGGAGGCCUUUAUUGUGGAGUACUUUUUAUGAUUAAUAGAUGUAGUUUUGGGCUUCAAAAUCUUAAACUUCAUUCACUGCCAUUAUAAAGCUUGGAAGAGCCAGGACAUUGUUGAAUAUUUCUCCGACUGUAUUCAUCUGAAAGAAGAAAGUCAUAUACACCUAGGAUGGCUUGAAGGUGAGUAAAUCAUGGGGUAAUUUUCAUUUUUGGGUGAACUAUCCCUUUAAGUGCGAACAAUCUGGGUGCCAAUCUACAAAAAUCUUUGACUUUUUUUGCGUUACCUUGUCCUAAUCGGGCACAACACAAAGAGACAAUGAUUCUGUCUCUUCUAUGUUAAGGUGCAGUCACACUGACAAUGUUUUGCAAUAGCAAAGCAACAUAAAUGAAACGGGCUGUUGGCAAUGCAAACAACGUAAGUGAAGUUCAAAUCCCACUCCGUAUAGCUGUAUACUAAAAACUGAAUGAACUGAUUUGCUGUUGCUUCGUUUGUCAUUUCACUUCAUUUGUUUGAUUAUUGAUGGCCAGAAUAAGCUGCAAAGUGGAGCAGAAUUUAUGGCAAACGCCAAAAGUCUGGCUCUGUGACCCAAUCCUGCUCCACUAUAGACCCUAGUCACGCCCAUGUUUAAUGUUUUGCAGGAAUGAAAAUGAGGCUGUGAAGGAAGUACAGGAUUGUACUGUUUAACAGCAUUCCAUUUGUUCAGUUGUGACAAAAUGACCUGAUCUAGGACUUUUAUACAAUGCGUGUGAAGACUGUAAGUCUGUCCCUCACAGCUUCUUUGUCAUCCAUGUUACAUUUAUUAUGGUGUCUGCCCUGACUAAGGUCUAUUAUUAGACAGUUUGUGAUUGCAGAAUAAAUCAUGGUUGACAGCUGUUGAAUUUUUGUGCCACAUUUCUAGACAAUUAUGACGUCUUGCUGGAUUCUUGUUGUGUUGCGCCCGGUUAGGAUGUGCUGUUAUUCCAAUUUUGACCAUCUGUAAGUUUUCAACUGAUCUACAAUCGGAAAAAUAAAUAAUUUUACCUUAA